Messenger RNA from Aethina tumida (small hive beetle), 3553 nucleotides. RefSeq names its product synaptic vesicle glycoprotein 2B-like. NCBI's taxonomy places the organism in Eukaryota, Metazoa, Arthropoda, Insecta, Coleoptera, Nitidulidae. Gene Ontology annotation, biological process: transmembrane transport. The record is from RefSeq and is a predicted model, not a curated record. Gene Ontology annotation, molecular function: transmembrane transporter activity. The coding region runs from base 435 to 2006 and encodes 523 amino acids. Gene Ontology annotation, cellular component: membrane. The transcript has 11 exons.
UAAAGUAAACGAAAAGUGUUAGACAGUCUAAAGAUCAGUUUAAACCGCGUCCAUAAUUUAUGUGGUGUUAAUCUUGUAAUGUUAUGUGUACAAUUUUGACGCUUUAUAAACUACAUGUGUAAACCUAAUUAAAGUAAUUAAUUCAUCUAUCGAUUGCUUCUAUUUUUAGUUAAAGUUGUCAUUAUAUGGUCAUUUUUGUGGAGAAACUCGCACAACGCGGUUAUUAGUCUCCGUCAUGAUAUACGGUGCCAACACUGAUCAUGUAUCGGUUAAAAAACUAACGUAAAAUGUCGAUGAAGUGAUUCAAACUUUCCAGACAAUUUGUAUGCCGCUAAUCGUCGGACAAGAGAAAAAUGAUGUGUUAAAAAUAAUAGUCGGGGAGUAGAUGAACUUGAGAUAUUAGUUGAUAAUGGAUAUUUGACCAAUGAAAUCUGAUGGCCUUUGAAGGAUUGGAUUUUAUUGAGGAGCAAGGGGAGGAUUUUGAGAGGGCUUUAGAAAGCACUGGAUUUGGGAAAUUUCACUUUACACUUUUAACAAUAUGCGGACUUAUAUACCUCAAUACAGCUGUCGGAAUCACAAUAAUCUCAUUUGUCCUACCUUCAGCAACUUGCGAUUUUCAAAUGUCUUCAUCGGACAAAGGGUGGUUAACAGCAGCUCCUAUGCUUGGGAUGGUCAUUGGCUCAUAUUUCUGGGGAUGCCUGGCUGAUACUAAAGGAAGAAAAACAGUAUUAAUUGGUGCUCUGCUGAUGGACGGUACAUGCGGCCUUUUGUCCAGCAUAUCUCAGGCAUAUUGGUUGUUUAUGCUCUUUAGGUUUUUGAACGGAUUCGCAAUAACUGGUGCCAUGGGUAUAUGUUUUCCAUAUUUGGGCGAGUUCCAACCUGGAAAAUAUAGAGAAACGAUUUUAUGUUGGAUGGAACUAUUUUGGACUGUAGGUGUAAUAGUAUUACCGGGUAUUGCCUGGAUAAUAAUUCCAAUGGAAUUUGAAUACGUGACGCCUAAUUUCAAAUUUGCAAGUUGGAACUUAUUUGUGGCAGCAUGUUCUAUUCCUAGUAUUUUUAUAGGAUUCUGGCUUUUCUUUUUUCCCGAGAGUCCUAAGUUUUUAUUGGAAUGUGGCGAAGCAGACGCUGCCUUGGAAGUGCUUAGAGAAAUGUAUGCCAGUAACACAGGGGAGAACGCCAUUGAUUUUCCCAUAACAAGCUUAAGAGAAAAAGUUAGAGCCAUGAGUGUAGUGUCGCAACAAUCAACCAGAAGUAUUCGCAGUCUGAGAAUAAGAAAGCCAAAAGAGUUAAAAAUGCUUUUAAGGGAAAUUUGGCAACAAACGAAAGCUCUCUGUAAACCGCCACACUUACGGUAUACUGUAAUUACUUGUUUAAUCCAAUUUGGACUGACGACUAGUUAUUACACAUUAAUGAUAUGGUUCCCCGAAUUAUUUUAUCGAUUUGAGGAAUUCGAAACCCUUCAUCCCAAUAAAAAAGCAUCAGUUUGUGAGGUAUCAUCUGUAGUUGUGUCGGGCAAUGCUACCAUUGUUGAAAAUGAAUUUUGUGGGGAGCCAAUAGCAGAUUCUGUAUUUUUACACACAUUAAUCAUCGGAUUAGCAUGCAUACCUACAAGCUUCUGGUUACCGUUGUGCGUCAGACGAUUAGGCACCAAAUUUUUCUUAGUCUUCAGUUUGUUAGUGGCUAGUGCAGUGACUUUCGGACUCUAUUUCGUAGAUUCUACAAUUUCUAAUUUGGUUUUGUCAUGUAUAUUUGAAGCUCUAACAAGUCUAGGCAUCAGUACUGUGUACUGUGUUAUGGUGGAUUUGUUUCCUACACAUUUAAGGGUAAUGGCAGCAGCAUUAUCAUUAACAUUCGGAAGGGGAGGUGCCCUAAUAGGAAAUCUUUUAUUUGGUUUUCUCAUUGAUCUUAAUUGUGUGGUACCAAUAGUUUUAUUUGCAUCUAUGCUCUUGGGUAGUGGAUUGUUAUGUCUAAUGCUGCCCAGCACUGGUCAUGGAGCUCUCGAAUAACAAAAGUAUUGAAGAAAGCAAAUUAGUAUAGGGUUAAUUUCUCCGUGUGAUUAUGGAUUUUAUAUUUUUUUCAAAACGACAUAAGUCAUAUUUUUGAUAUGAGAACUGGCUCAAAGUCUAUAUUUACACGGUAUACUCUUGUGAUAAUUGUAUAGUAUGCAUAUUUAGGAGUAGAUUUAAGUUGUAUCAUAAACUUGUACAAAAGUUAUGUUAGCAAUUCUUUAUCCUGUUUUAACAUAAAAAUUAACAAACAUGUAGACCUUGGGAAAAUUUAGGUAUUGACUUUUGAUUAGCGUACUUAAUAUAUUUUUCAGCAUUUUUCACCACUCUGAAAUAAAAAAAUCUACAAAGUAUGAAAUACGCUGUUAAAUUAAAGGGUGCUAGCACAUUAUGCUACAUUAUAGCUCAUUUAUUUAUUGAUAUUUAUUUUAUGUUAUAGUAAAAUGGACAUUAUUUUGUUAAAUGCAACAGCAAACAGACAACGCACAACAAAUGUGUCUUAUUAUGAAAAUAUUUUAUUAUGUUAAUAACACAAUAUACAUAUAUCGGAAAAAUUGUUUUUUCUCUUCUUAUAAACUCUUACUGUACUGUUAUAAAAAAGCAAUAAUUAUUAUGUAACACAGCGAGUCAAUAAUUAAAAUUUACAUGUUAUUCAAUUUCUGGAACAAUAGAUGUUUGAAUAGUAGGGGAAAUUACUAUUCUUACAGUACUUGUGAUUGUAGAACCUGGUUUACCAGGAUGCAGUAAUAUAAUAGGAUCACCAUCUUUAGUAAUUCCAGUUUCUGCGGCAAACUGAAUACCGUAUUCAAGUCUUUUUUCCAUAUCACAGCACCAGUUGUCAAGUCGUGGUUUUCUAUAAUAUAAUGGCACAACAGCUCUGCACAACUGUAACUGAUUUACUGUAUCAAGUUUUCUAGUAACAGCCAGUAUAGAACAUCUGGGAAAAUAUUUGGAGAGCAACUGAGCCGUUUUCCCCGAUUGAGUUAUACAAAUUAUUGUAGAUGCUAGACAUACAUACGAAGCUAAAACUGCCGAAAUAGCUAUGGCAUCAGUUAUAUAAGUUGGAACCUUAACGGUUUUAAGUACAUCUCUAAAGUGUCUUUUAUAAAAAAAUCCUAAUUCACCAAUUUUUAAGCAGCGAUCUAAAACUUUGCAAACUUCUGUAGGGUAUUUUCCCGUUGUUGUCUCACUGUGAGUCAUGAGUGAUGACCCUCCGUCCAUUGCUAAAUUUGCAACAUCCCCAACUUCUGCAUAAGUGGGUGUAACUUGUGUGGCCAUUUCUGUCACGAACUGCCCCAACACACAGAUUGGUGUCCCUGAAAUAUUUGCUUUGGAUAUUAAUGAUUUCUGUACAAUUGGCACUUUGCGCCAUCCGAUUGUAUAUCCUAGAUAACCUCUUCCUACAAAUACGCCAUCAACCACUGGCAAAAUUGAGUCUAUAUUGCAGACGCCUAAAACAUGUUUUAUUUAGGAUAAUAAUAUGAUUAUUAUAAGCGUGAGAUUGUCAUGAUGUUAUAUAUUGGAAUAAAAUUUAUUUACCUUCCCAA